Molecule: messenger RNA, 1932 nt
Organism: Sorghum bicolor (sorghum)
Lineage: Eukaryota; Viridiplantae; Streptophyta; Magnoliopsida; Poales; Poaceae
Product: RNA pseudouridine synthase 4, mitochondrial
Exons: 10
Coding region: 35-1447 (470 amino acids)
Biological process (GO): pseudouridine synthesis
Molecular function (GO): pseudouridine synthase activity; RNA binding
Source: RefSeq, a predicted model, not a curated record
GCGAGAGAAGGCUGGAAAGGCCGAGCGAGGGUCGAUGGCGAUCAGGACGGCAGCGCUCCUCUUCCGCCGCCGGGCCGUCGCCGCCGCCGCCGCCGCCGCAGCUCCAAAGCCGCUACAACAGUACUUCGCUGGUCUGUCCAGCGCAGUGGGGCACGUUACUCUAGACGAUGGCGGUCGCAUUGGCGGUGGGGAGGAGAACAAGAAGCGGUGGGUGGAGCUCCCUCCCUUCGCACCACUCGACGCCAACGCCGCCGCUCGAGCCAUCUAUCGGGGAGAUAAUGGGGAAGGUUCACGCUCCAAUUCCACGGCUAUCAGGUGGGUCCGGCGCUGCUGCCCACACCUGCCGGCGUCGCUCGUGCAGAAGCUGUUCCGCCUCCGCAAGGUGAAGAAGAAUCUUGUGACUGCUGAUACCUCUUCAACAGACAGUAUUGCCCAGCAACUCCGGCUGAGAAGGGUUUCAGCAAAAGAUGAACUUGUGCCUGGUGAUAUUCUCUUUCUACCUGAUAACAUUCAAGAAUCUUCUGUUACUGAGAAGAAGAAAUUUGGUAACAAGAAUGAGAUUGAUUUUCUACGCAGCCUUGAGAUCUACAAGGAUAGGGCCAUCAUCGUGCUCAACAAACCACCUGGAAUGCCAGUGCAAGGUGGUGUUGGCAUAAAAAAUAGUAUUGAUAUACUGGCCCCAAUGUUUGAGGACGGUUCUUCUGAAGCACCUCGGCUGGUCCACAGGCUUGAUAGGGAUUGCAGUGGCGUCCUAGUUCUGGGAAGAACUCAACUUAGCACUUCCAUUAUGCAUGCUAUAUUUCGUGAGAAAACUGCUGAUGCUUUAGGUGAUGGUACUCAACAAGUACUGCAAAGAAAAUAUGUUGCACUUGUUAUUGGAAGACCUAGGCAUCCCAAGGGUUUAUUGUCAGCUCCACUUGCAAAGGUUGUAUUACAAGAUGGCAGGUCGGAGCGUCUGACUGUUUGCGCUGGUCCAAAUACCGCUUCUGUUCAAGAUGCUUUGACAGAGUACCGUGUGAUUGAGUCUUGUCCUCAAGGGUACACUUGGUUAGAAUUAUUCCCUCGGACUGGGAGGAAGCAUCAGCUCCGAGUCCAUUGUGCGGAGGUUCUGGGAACACCAAUUGUUGGGGAUUACAAGUACGGACGGCAAGCGCACCAGAACUGGACGCCUCUUCCCAUGCCGCAAACAAUCAAUGAGGAAAUGCUCAAGAAAAGGAAGCUUCCCUUUGGGCUUGCUUUGGGCGGUGGAAGCGUAGCUGAGCAGCAGCCACAGCUGCAUCUACACUGCAAGCAGAUGAUCCUUCCUGACAUCUCAGCAGCUAUGCAGCAGCUGCAGUCUUCAGAUGCUGACCACAAUUUCUCUGAUCUGGAGAAGCUGAGCUUUGUCGCCCCAUUGCCAUUGCACAUGCAGUUGAGCUGGAGGAUUCUGAUGUCCAUAGGCAAGUAAUGUUGUCAUUUCUUCUUUAGGCAUGCCUGCUUGCUGUGCUGUAUUACUGUGGGGUUUGCUUUAAACCCUGCAUGCCUGCUUACUGGGGCUUGCUGUCGCAGAAAGCUUAUAGAACAGCCUGAAACCCUGAAUUUGGGCUGUAGUAGUAGUGGAUCUCUACAAUGGUGAAAGAUGAGAUCAUAUGCAGAAACCAUGUUGAUAAAUAGAUUAUUCUUUGUUUUCUUUUUAUUUUUCUGGUUUUCCUCCAGAGAUUUUUUUUCAUAUAAUGCCGCAUAAUCAAUGAGCAAUGAUACAAGUUCAUGGAUUCGAUUAAUGCCGCAUCAUUGCAGGCGUCUGGGGGGUUUUCUGGUGCACCGCAGCCGCAGGGGCGAAAUGACCCUCUGCUGUGGUGAUGGCUUUCCUUGGUCGUUUUUCUAACGUGUGCGCGUCGUAUAAACUUUGACAGAGCGAAACAGCUAAUAUUGAAUUAGUAACUCCGGUCCGCA